Cryptomeria japonica (Japanese cedar) is the source of this 1896-nucleotide messenger RNA. Its product is annotated as aldehyde oxidase GLOX. Bases 107 to 1741 code for a protein of 544 amino acids. The record is from RefSeq and is a predicted model, not a curated record. Lineage: Eukaryota; Viridiplantae; Streptophyta; Pinopsida; Cupressales; Cupressaceae. The transcript has a single exon.
UCUAUAUAGUCAUCCUAAUCCCUAAACACCCACAACUUGUUAAUUUAGCUCUGUUAGUUCAGUCCAGAGAGAUUUCUCAGUCACAAGCCUUUCCAAUCCAAAAAAAAUGUGGGGCUCGGGUGAGCUAAUAUCCAAGCUUGCAGUUUUACUGCUUUUGGCAUCAUGUUUGAAGCUCAGUUUGGCACAGCAGAGAGGAAAAUGGGUGCCCCUGUUGAACAAUUCGGGAGUUUCUGCAAUGCAUACGAUCCUCACUCACACCAACAAAGUGAUCAUCUUCGACCAGACGACCGCCGGUCCGUCUGAGAUCAUGAGAACCGACCCACCCUGUAAUGAAAACCCGGAAUCGGAAGCCGAAGAUUGCACUGCUCACUCCGUCGAAUACGACAUCGCUACGGACAGUGUGAGGCCGCUGCACAUCCUGACCGACACCUGGUGUUCGUCUGGGUCGUUUGACAGCGACGGGUUACUCGUCCAGACCGGCGGGUGGAGCACGGGCGAGAAGGUCAUUCGCAAUUUUAAGCCCUGCGAUGACAGUAUCUGCGAUUGGGUGGAGACUUCAACAACACUCGCGAGAAAAAGAUGGUACUCUUCGGACCAGAUCUUGCCCGACGGACGAAUUAUCAUUGUCGGAGGACGCGCGACGUUUAGUUAUGAAUUUGUCCCAAAGCAACCCGGCGAGUCGGUCUUCCGGCUCCCGUUUCUGGCGGACACCAAUACUGUCGGCGAGCAGAACAAUUUGUACCCGUUCACACAUCUGUCUUCUGACGGCAAUCUCUUCAUCUUCGCCAACAAGGAUUCAAUUCUCCUCGACUACAACAAAAACAAUGUCGUCCGGACGUUCCCAACCAUGCCGGGUGGUGGUGCUCGGAACUACCCGUCAACAGGCUCGUCCGUCAUGCUCCCGCUUGACCCGGCUAACGAUUUCCAGACCGUGGAGAUUCUCGUCUGCGGAGGAGCGCCCGAUGGGGCCUUCAAACAAGCCGACCAGGAUGAAAUUUUCGUGGAUGCGUUGAAAAGCUGUGGGAGAAUCGUCAUCACUUCAGAAAAUCCAGAAUGGCGUAUGGAGGACAUGCCUGGUCCGAGAGUGAUGGGCGACAUGCUCAUUCUUCCCACGGGUGAAAUUUUAAUAAUCAACGGAGCAAAAGAAGGAACUGCAGGCUUUCAAUCUGCGCGGAAGCCUGCGCUGAGCCCGUUGCUUUACAGACCGGAGGAAGAUUUGGGGAAUAGGUUCACAGUCCUUGCCGCCUCAAAAAUCCCUCGAAUGUAUCAUUCUACUGCGAAUGUUCUUCCAGAUGGGCGUGUGUUUGUUGGCGGGAGCAAUUCAAAUGGUCGGUACAGAUUCUCUGGAGUGUUUUUCCCUACGGAGCUUAGAUUAGAAGCCUACAUUCCAUAUUAUCUUGAUUCUUCUUUCAAUUCCAUGCGCCCAAAUAUUACUUUAUUGUCAACCAGGGAAAUCAAAUACGGAACCCAAUUCACUCUGGUUUUCUCUGUCGCCACACUACAGAAUAUAGAAUUCAAUGCAUACGCUCCUCCUUUCACAACGCAUUCAUGGUCGAUGAAUCAGAGAUUUUUGUGGCUUGAUGCGGCUUCAAAAGUUGCAGACCAGGCAACCGAUGGGUCGUAUUCCGUAAAGGUGACUGCUCCACCUAGCGCAGUCGCAGCUCCUUCGGGUUACUACCUCUUUAGGGUUGUUAAUGGAGGAAUUCCCAGCAGUGCGGAGUGGAUUCGGUUCAUACAAUGACUGCUUUUAAAUAAUAGUUUUAAAUGUCACAUUUCGGCAAUUAACAUCUAUUUUCACAUUUUAAAAAAAAUUCAUAAUAGGCUAUAGGCCUAAAGGCAGGCAUGUUCACAGCAUGCUCAAGGGCUGCCGUUUGCAGAGUGUGCAUGAUAAAUGUA